Aureobasidium pullulans EXF-150 is the source of this 1515-nucleotide messenger RNA. Its product is annotated as methionine adenosyltransferase. Lineage: Eukaryota; Fungi; Ascomycota; Dothideomycetes; Dothideales; Saccotheciaceae. Gene Ontology annotation, biological process: S-adenosylmethionine biosynthetic process. Gene Ontology annotation, molecular function: methionine adenosyltransferase activity; ATP binding. The transcript has 3 exons. The coding region runs from base 115 to 1287 and encodes 390 amino acids. The record is from RefSeq and is a predicted model, not a curated record. Gene Ontology annotation, cellular component: cytosol.
AUCCCCUCAGUACAAGAGUCAUCUGUCCCCCCUAGACGAUUGACCUUCUCUACUCCUCUCCCUUCCCUUCUACCUGCAUCUUUUUCGUGCCCCUCCCCCACCUUCACAUUCAAGAUGGUCCACACCAACGGUAACAUCAAGGGUAACACCUUCCUCUUCACUUCCGAGUCCGUCGGCGAGGGUCACCCCGACAAGAUUGCCGACCAGGUCUCAGACGCCGUCCUCGAUGCCUGCUUGAGAGAGGACCCCCUCUCCAAGGUUGCUUGCGAGACUGCCACCAAGACCGGCAUGAUCAUGGUCUUCGGUGAGAUCACCACCAAGGCCCGUCUCGACUACCAGAAGAUCAUCCGUCAGGCCAUCAAGGACAUUGGUUACGACAGCUCCGACAAGGGUUUCGACUACAAGACCUGCAACGUCCUUGUUGCCAUUGAGGAGCAGUCGCCCGACAUUGCCCAGGGUCUCCACUACGAGGAGGCUCUUGAGAAGCUCGGUGCCGGUGACCAGGGUAUCAUGUUCGGUUAUGCCACUGACGAGACCCCCGAGCUCCUUCCCCUCACCAUCCAGCUCGCUCACAAGCUCAACGCUGCCAUGACCAACGCCAGAAACGACGGCUCUCUUCCCUGGUUGAGACCCGACACCAAGACCCAGGUCACCGUUGAGUACGAGCACGACAACGGUGCCGUCAUCCCCAAGCGCGUCGACACCGUCGUUGUUUCCGCCCAGCACAGCCCCGACAUCACCACCGAGGAGCUCCGCAAGGAGAUCCUUGAGAAGAUCAUCAAGAAGGUCAUCCCCGCCAAGUACUUGGAUGACAAGACCAUCUACCACAUCCAGCCUUCAGGUCUCUUCAUCAUUGGUGGUCCCCAGGGUGAUGCCGGUCUUACUGGCCGUAAGAUCAUUGUUGACACCUACGGUGGUUGGGGUGCCCACGGUGGUGGUGCCUUCUCCGGAAAGGACUACUCCAAGGUCGACCGUUCCGCUGCCUACCUCGCCCGCUGGAUCGCCAAGUCCCUCGUCAAGGCUGGCCUCGCCCGUCGUGCCCUCGUCCAGCUCUCGUACGCCAUUGGUGUUGCCGAGCCCCUUUCCCUCUUCGUUGAGCACUACGGUACCUCUGAGAAGUCCUCCGAGGAGCUCGUCGAGAUCAUCCGCAAGAACUUCGACCUCCGUCCCGGUGUCAUUGUCAAGGAGCUUAACCUCACCAACCCCAUCUACAACCGCACUGCCAAGAACGGUCACUUUAGCGACCAGACCUUCACCUGGGAGCAGCCCAAGGAGCUCAAGUUCUAAGCAUGUCAUGUCAUUGGUUGACUUCAUGUUCGGAUCCUUGUGUUUUUUUCUAAAAAGCUUGCUGUAAAGCUCUGUGCGAGUGGAGUCGACAGCAAGCACGGCGUUCAACGGUUAUUUAUUUGGGAAGGGGAACCUACAUCAAACCCUGCGGCUCACUCUUUCUUGGAGCGCAGGUCAGCCAGACUUCGAGGCAAUGUGUUAAGGGGGUAUUCAACAUAGACUCGGGUU